CACAACUAUCGGCGCACACGAGUAUGACGUCAUGCGCUCGGACCGAGCCGUGACCUGCUGCUCUGGCUAUGCUAGGGGCUCGUGCCAACAGAUGUUCCGCAGAAAAUACAAAGCUUGACCCUCGUCAUCAUGGAGUCCUGAAAUCUUCGGUCGUAAGGGACUCAUCAGGUCGCCUGAUUCAGUGGCUUGUUGUGCAGCAGAGGUCAGCGUUCAGUCACCGACCUGUCUGACCUCCCGAGCAGAGGGAGCGAGCAGAUGGGGAACAGUUGCUGUCGAGCUGAGAGUCCCUGUGGCAGCGCGGAGGAGAAAAGUGUUUUGCUGAAAAAUGAUUCAAAGACGACGGUGACCUCGGGUGAAACCACUGUGGUCGGCACUUGUGGUCCUGAAGGUGACGAUGAAAUAAGUAAAACCCCCAAUGAGGACAAAAUGAAGGUGGAGGUAAAAGCAGAGGCUGUGCUGGUGAAGCAGAGGGCUGAGGUUCCAGAGAGAGAGCUCAAUAACACUCAGGAGAACGGGCCCUCGCAGAGAGAAGCAACACAAACAGCAGCAGCGUCCUCUUCCAGGAAAGAAUCUGAACUCCUAGACGACUCCACCAGAGCACAAGAUGAAGAUUUGAAGGAGUGUCAUCCUGCAGAUGAUCGACCACCUGAACCUCAUCCAUGCACUUUAAACUCCCCUCAAAAAGAACAUGCUGAAGUUGAAUGGGAGGCCCCUCCAGCUCCAAACGCAGUAACAGCAGAAGAAAGUCCCGCUUCAGCACAGAACAAAGUCCUUGACAGCAUGCUGCUCACAGCCAGUGCAGCCUGCCCUGAAAACCACACUGAGACAAACAUGACAGAGCACAGCAAACAGAACACUGCUCCUGAUAAGGAUGAAGAAUCGGGCUCCAAGGUCACUAUUGAUGAUGCUGCCGCUGAGCCGUCGGGGGAGAUUUUUCAAAACAAUGACGUGCCAAACACUGAGCUCUGUGCUGCAGGUCUUCAGGUGUCGUCUGACUCUGCAGUCGGUCAGGAGGUCAACAGAGAGACGCAGAAAGAGUCUCCAAGUCGAGCUGUGACAGAGCAUUCAGAGAGCUCUCCAGUGUGCAGGGAGGCCGAUCCUAAAAUCACAAGAAGCCACGCUGCCUCUGAGUCUUCUCCUGGACCCGAGCCCGCGGGACUCGACCACAGUGAGGAACUAGACUCAGCCAACCCUGCGAGGGAGGCAGAGACCACAGCUCUGACAGAAGCCAGCGAGAGUUCAAAGCCUGAUCAGGAUGCACACCCAGAUCUUGACUUAAAGGAGGUCACUACCUGUGAGAAGGUUCAACUUGACGAGGAAAUAAAUCCAACCAAUCAGGGGAAAGAUGAAGAUGCGCCUGAAGUGAAGGAGGAAGAAGAGGGGAAGGAGGAGGUUGAAGCUCCAGCUGGGAAAGAUACUGAAGUUCAGGAGGUCACUGAUGAAGAGGAGCAGCUGACAGGGAGCACAUCCACGGAUGUGAAGGCAGAUGAGACGAUGAGACCAGAGAAGGAGGAGUCUUCUGAAGACGGACUGGAGAACAGUGAUGAAGACCUGUACAGAGGAGCCGAGGAGCUGCCGGUGUCACAGAAACAUCAACCAGCUGUGUCAGAACCUACAUUUUUAAAGUCAGAGGACAGAUGCAGUCUGGCACCGGCUGUGGAUAUUCUGUCUUACAGUGAGCGAGAGUGGAAAGGAAACACUGCCAAAAGUACCCUCAUUAGAAAGGGUUAUAAAGAGAUGUCCCAGAAGUUUGGCAGCUUGAGGAGAGUGAGGGGGGACAACUACUGUGCCCUCAGAGCCACGCUGUUCCAGGUGCUCUCCCACAGCACGCAGCUGCCUGUGUGGCUGCAGGAGGAGGACAUUACUAUGCUGCCAAAACAACUGGAAGCUCAGGAAGGUCUGAUCAGUCAGUGGACGUUUCCUGGCGAGUCUGUGCAGGGAGACGGAACAGGAGAUGCCAUCGCUCAGCUAAAAGGAUACAUGGAGCUCCUCAGAAAUAAGUGGCAGGCAGCAGUGGACUGCUCCUCUGCGCUGGAGCGGCAGCAGCUCUGUGAGCGAGUGUUUCAGGGAGGAGAAGAGGAGAUGGGGCUGCUGGAGGCGCUCAAGCUGCUGAUGCUGAACCGAGCGGUGGAGCUGCACGGCUGCAUGCAGGCCAGCGGAGACGUGCCCCUCUUCUGCUGGCUGCUGUUUGCCCGAGACUCCUCCGACUGCCCGCGCUCUUUUCUCUCCAACCACCUCAGCCACGUGGGCCUCAGUGCUGGCCUUGAGCAGGUGGAGAUGUUCCUGCUGGGCUACGCCUUGCAGUGCACUAUUCAAGUUUACAGACUGUACAAGGCCGACACAGAGGAGUUCGUCACCUACUACCCAGACGACCACAAAGAGGACUGGCCGUCCGUGUGCCUCGUCACCGAGGACGACCGCCACUACAAUGUGCCGGUUGUAGAAGUUUCAGAACUUCACGAGGAGCUCGACUCGAGCUGAUGCCACAGCAGAGAAGUCUCCUGCCAUACACACAAAACACUCCUCAGGUCCUUCAAGAUGAUAGAUUUACAACAAAUAAAAGAAGUAAUGCGACAGUUUGGGAACUAAGAUCCUGCUCUCGUGAGGAGAUUGACACCACUGAUGCCUGCAUGUUAAAUGGUAGGGGAAAGUUUGCUUAAUGCUGCACAAACACUAACAAGGGGAAGCAGUUUGUCAUGGUUUCCUUAAAGGUGAAAUAAUCCACUUACCAGCAUCUCUAAGGCUUAAUGAUACAGACUUUAUCCUUCAUAAAGCAACACUGGGGACUGUUCCCAAAUACUUUAGAUGGUAUGUUGACUCAUAGUAAGGACACAAGUGCUUUUAAAUAUCCUGUUCUGUCCUGAGAACCCAAUUCAACACUCUGCAACUAGAUUGAGCAGAGAAUGUUUCGUGCAAGAAUUGUGCAGCGCUUUAUGGCACGUCUUUCCUGGCAGAAAUCCUUGAAAUAAAAUUCCCUAGUAACUGAAAAUUGCUUGAAAAUCAAAAAGAGGAAGUGACUAAUGAGUGGAAAAUCUCAAACUAGCUUUUAAGUUCACACAAGAGUAAGUUGGGGGCGCCAAGUUGCAAAAAAGUGCUAUUUUUUGUCCCUUUUGGCACUCUGUAGUUAAGCUGCCGCAGUGUCUUCCUGCUUCCUGCUGUCGCCGUUAUGAAAAAUAACACCACAGUGCUUUUGAAUGGAACGUCUUCCUUAAAACACUCCCAUACUACUCAGUUGAAAGGUCCAUAUUAACAUCAAAAUAUCAUCAUUUAGAAAUUGGAUUUAAUAUGGAGUUACUUGAGAUUAAGUAUUGAAAUUCAGCUAUCAAUCGUAAUGCAAAGAUAUAAUCGUUUGACCGCGCUAGUUCAUAAGUAAGCAUUAGGCAAAUUGUACUCCCUCAGGGUGCAGGAAGGCAACCCGUUUCCUGUUUCCAGUCUUCAUUUUAUGCUAAGCUAACACGCAGCUAGAUGUAGCUUCAUAUAGACGAGUGGUGUCAAUCUUUUUCGUCUGGAGAAGAUUAAAUAAGUUCCCAAAAUGUCGAUCUACUCCCAAUAAAGAUAUGCUGAUUUGAGACCCUGUACAAGACGUGGUUUACACACUUUUGUACACACUGUACUGUAUACAGAGUUUUCUAUUUGCAUAUGUGUACAUAUCUGUUCAACUGAUAUUGUGAGAUCUCAGUUAGGCCCAAAUUAGUUUGCAGGGUGUCGGUUUGACGACCUUUUGUGUUUUACCUUUUAUUCUAAAAAAAAGUUGCUGCGUUCAGCGCCAAAAUGAUAAAAUGUCCUGUGUUUACACUGGAAUUUGGGCACUUUAAUUUCAGUAUUAAUUUAUUGUUUUUGUUGUGUGUUUAAAAAAUGCAUUUUAAAUGAAUACGUGUGACAGCGAUCAGUGAAACAGCUGAAUUAGUAAGCAGAGGGUUUGACGACUUAUCAGGUUUAACAACAGCUCACACCAGAUGACGAUCGGAGGACUGAGAGGACUCAUCGCAGCCUCUGUGUCAGGCGUGAUUUGUGAUGAUCUGUGAUGAUCUGUGUGUGUGUUUGCAGCUGUGUGUGUGUCAAACUCAAUGUGUAACAUGUUGCCUUUAACCAAGCUGUUCCGAGGGGGAAAACGUGCCAAUGUUGCUGCAAAUACUGGCAGCCUUCCCAGCCACCAGCCACUGGAUUCAGAAGAAAACGCUCACUUGGUCCUCCAUGUUGCCUUAGAAAAAAUGCACAAUAAGAAUGAAUGUUGGUCAUUAGUGAUACGAGGCUGGUUCUUUUCCCUGAUUCCAGAGCAGGUGAAGCUCAUUCAUUAACAUUAAAAAAGAAAGAUGGAGAUGCCAUUUCAGGAAGGAUCUUGUUGUUAGACUUUGGGAUGGCAUUUAGUUCAAAUAAAAGUAAAAUUUUUGUAAAGGUCUUUUCUUUUCCUGUAAUGAUUGAUUGAUUUUAUUAGUAUGAUAUUUUAACGUUUCCUAAUUUAAUGAAAGAAGAGCUGAUGUAAGUUCUAAAGGUAUGCUACAGUAAUCAUUAUACAUUACAUCUGUUUGGAGCCUAAACAGAGGGUGAAAACUUGGUUAAAUAAAAUGGAUUUUCCUACGGCCUA
Molecule: messenger RNA, 4585 nt
Organism: Notolabrus celidotus (New Zealand spotty)
Lineage: Eukaryota; Metazoa; Chordata; Actinopteri; Labriformes; Labridae
Product: protein IWS1 homolog A
Exons: 11
Coding region: 256-2481 (741 amino acids)
Biological process (GO): protein linear deubiquitination
Cellular component (GO): cytoplasm
Molecular function (GO): cysteine-type deubiquitinase activity
Source: RefSeq, a predicted model, not a curated record